Plasmodium inui San Antonio 1 is the source of this 5886-nucleotide messenger RNA. RefSeq lists its product as hypothetical. Lineage: Eukaryota; Apicomplexa; Aconoidasida; Haemosporida; Plasmodiidae. The record is from RefSeq and is a predicted model, not a curated record. The transcript has a single exon. Bases 1 to 5886 code for a protein of 1961 amino acids.
AUGAGCACCUGGACGGCUCUUUUGUCCUUCUUCCUCUUUGUGGACACAAAGAUGAGACUGCUUUCUGUCCUGCCCCUUCUGCUGCUGCCACACUUGUGCAAACCAUUCAACUGGAAGAAUCUCCAAAAUGUGCACGUAACAGUCAGGGAGUGUACCCUCUCCUUGAUUGCUCUGAUGGAGGAAGCGGAAAGCAUUCGAUUGGGUGAAAGGAACGACGAGAGGAUGGCCCAAAUUGUAGAAAACAUGAAGAAGGCGAAGCAGAUGUUACAUGAAAUGUACUUCUCCAUUCGUCACUUGUUCUCCUCAUUAGGGUUAACGUUUAGAAAGGAGCUAUAUCUCUUUGGAGUAGCGGAGGGAAACGUGUAUGGAGAGGAGGCCGGACAAGGGGAAGAAAAACAGGAGGACAGCACAAAUGGGAAGCGUUUCACCGAUGAGGAGCACCUACGAGGUGUAAAAACACAGAGGGACCUGAAGGCCCUCCUUGGGGAAAUGAUUAAUUACUACAAAAAAGAGUUCAUUCAGAGUAAACCAUCGACAAGUUGCUCCUACAUCAAUCAGAAGAAUUCCCUCCGAAAGCAAAUUGAAAUUGUUAGAGCCACCCACAGCUACAUAGCGACAAAACUGUAUUAUCGAGAUUAUUCGAAAUAUUUCCAACGUUUUCUCGGAAGCCAAAGGGACAUGGUUAACGUCCUCUUUAAUCCUGCUUUGGACAUGAAGGAGGAUGUUUAUUCGGGUUUUUACGCCAACUACGGUGGGUUAAUAGUGGAUGAGCGGAAAAGCGGGGCAAUGACUGGGCCGGAAGAUGACCCGAAGGAUCAGCGGAAAGAUGGACCAAAGGGCAAGCCGCCAGACGGAUCAACAGAUGAGAGGCAAGAUGGACAAAAGGGAAAGCCGCCAGACGGACCAAGGGUUAAACUACCAAGCUGCAGUGACGACUAUAAAAUCAUUUCUGGAGAAAAAUGCACCAAGAAGUUUGCACAGAGUGUAAAAAAGAUGUUACAUAAUUUUGAGGCGUCACUGGAAGGGUACAUUCACAGCUCCGUGGUGGAAAUGAGAAAACAAAUGAUACAGGUGGAGGAGCAGCAGGAGGGGGAAAACUACUGCAGAGAUUUGGCGAAAGAACUCAAGGAAAAGAGUUACGAUAAAAUACCGCUGGAAAAAAUUGAUCGAUUUGAAGAAAUGGCAAAAAAUUACCUACACAAGGAUCUGGACAUGUUAGUGGAAAGGGAGAAGAAAAAACUGUAUCGAAGGAGAAACUUCUUCGAGAAGUAUUUUUUUUUCAUUAUCGAGACAAUGCUGCAGGUUCGGCGCAGCGUGGAGGCGUCGUUGGAGGCGCUUUCGAGGGGGCUGGGGGGGGUUACAACUAAACCCGUCGCCGCAACAGGGAAACCGCCAACCCAAACAAAUAAACCGCCAACCGAGACAGAUAAAGCAGCCACCUCGACAGGCAAACCGCUAACCGGGGGGGCGGAAAUCAAGCGCAUCUUUCAACUGCUCGAUGAGUACAUAAGCAUAUACUCCUUUGUGUAUGAGCAGCUAAAGGAGUACCACCUAAACGUGAGGGACAUUUUCUCACUAGAUUAUAUUCGAGAAAACUCCAAAGACAACAGAGACUACAUAGCUGAAAGAAUUGCACAUCAGAUGGAUGGACUAAACGGUUCCUUCUUGAAGUACAAGAAUGUGAAAAAUAGAUACGAGCAGUGGGUGGAGAAGGGCAUACGGACGAGGAACUCGAUGAGCACCUUUAUAAAAGGAGAGUCAGUCGAAGCAGGAGGAAGCACGGAGAAGUCAGUCGAAGGAGCUGGCAUCACGGAGAAGUCAGACGAAGGAGGAGACAGCGUUCAUGGACAGGGACACUUCUCUUCACGCAACUUGAGGAAAAAGGACUUGCCAGAAUUGUGGGCAUCCACUUGGCGCAGAAGCAGCCAAUCCUUUUUGAGCAAAGAAGACAAAGUGAAGAAAGACAAACUAAACGGGGAGCUAAUCGAACGAGAGGACGAAUAUUUAAAAAGGCUGGAAAAUGUUGUGACGCUUCUAACUAGAUACAAAAAAUUGAAAAACAAGAAAAUCAAAAUAAAGCACAUUGCAGAUAUAGGCAAAGUGGAGAUGCACCCCAUUUUAUUUAAUAUCAAAUUGAGGAAAGAUCAAAUGGUAGGAUUCUACAAAAGCAUUCUUCUUUUUGCAAAAAUAUUUCUUCUAAAAAGGAUUGUACUUACUCUAAAAAUGAAGAUAACCUUUUUGAGUAGAGUUACUCCAUCGGCCUUUCUCCUGAGCAAUCGUUUUUUGCUUCUCCUCUAUGAUAUCCAACUGGAGCAUCUGCGAAGUAGCUACCAGAUUGGAGUGAACAAAGACUUCUGUCACAAUUUGACUCUUCAAAAUUUAGACGGCGUGAUGAAACAGGGGGAUAUUUCUCACCUUCUCCUUAAGUACGUGAUGUACAUGUUUGGCCUCAAUUCCGCGUUUAUGAGUGCGCACCUUGGGGUAGACAUUGGCCCCGGCGUGGGUAGCGACCACAUUGGGGGGAAUAACGCCUCGGAAGACGAUGGAGACUUUGAUGAGGAUGACCCCCGUUGGAGCGCACAUAACCUGAGAGUGGUGUACGAGCUGGCCAGAAAAUUCAGCAGUAGGCCGCUCGUCGACGCAGCAGAUUUUUUUCCAUCGAGCAGGGCAUCAUCUCCAAAGGGGGAGAGCAGCACACACGAUGAGAAAGUAAAAAUCGCCUUCAGACAAAUUCACUCGUACUUUUCCAGCAUAUUCAACAAUGAUGAAAUUUCAGGGCACAUUUUAAAAAAGUUCGAAAUAUGGGAGGAGCUGCGCUCCUCUGGUUGUUAUGAUGGGCCCUCCUGCUCCAUAGACAGUCCCGUAUACACCAAGGAUGUGAUAAGGAAGUCGAUUUUUUACAACCUAAACGAUAUGUCACAUCAAUUCGGCAUGGCAGAUAAAUUCGACGUGGAAGAUAAAUUCGACAUGGCAGAUCAAUUCAACAUGGCAGAUCAAUUCCACAUGGCAGAUCAAUUCCACAUGAUAAACGAAGCGACUGUAUCUUCUGUUAGCUCCUGCGCGUCUUCCCUAUACUCUUACGCCUCUUCUUCCCCCUCGAAAUUUCCAUCCCAUCUGCUAAACAAUGCACUCAUCAGGGGCUCGCUCUCCGAGGCGUACAAAUACAUGCUAUACAAAACGCAGCAGAGCCAAGUUUUCAAAUUGUACUCCAGAUCCAAGGGCAGGAAUAUGACCUUCCUGGAGACUGUUUUUCUUCAGCUCAUUUUGAAUUUUGGGAUGACUCCUUACAACAAGUUGAAGGGCACCAUGGUGAACUCCUUUUGCAGGAAGGAGGGAAGGCUAGAGAAGGAUGAUAUUUCUUCCAGUAAGGCUCAGGCGGGGCCACUCCCAUACAGGGGAAGGAAAUGGAACCGCGACAUGAUUCCACGUAUCCGUUAUAUGCCAAAGGGAGAGCAGCUACAGGCGGGAUUAGCCAUUUCCUGCUCUGAGAUGAAGCAAUACGAGGAACAUGAUUCAUAUAACAAGACGCGUACUAAAUGGGGGGACAGUAAAAGGGGAAGCAGUUAUUCCUCUUCGUAUGACAAUGCCCCAAGUCACCGGAUGCACCACCUAGUAGGCACCUGCGACUUGCUAAAUGGAGACAAGAAAAAAAUUACAUCCUUUGAAGUGAAACACAUAGAAUACAUUCCUAACGGAACACCAUUCUUGACACCAGUGACAGAAAAGCAAAACAUCAUGUCAGACUACGAACUGUAUGGCCUUUUCUUUCAAGGCGUGAGAGGGGAGGAUAACAGGUACUCCCCUGAUAAGAACAACUUCCCUGAUAAGAACAACUCCCCUGAAAAGAACAACCCCCCUGAGAGGAACAACCCCCCUGAGGAGAAUUCCACUGGGGUGAACUCAAAGCAAGACAUCUACUGCAACGGAAAAAAAACUGGCCGUUUCGCCAUUGGGCAGUCCGUGGUUUACCUUGGCGAAAGGGUGCCUGUAAAGGAGCCACUUAUCGGACCCAUGCUGUCCAAAAGUGCAGCUAGCCAAAAAGAAAUCCUCUUCGAAAGAGAAUCCAUGGAGUGGUACAACAUGGUUCUAAGUUGGCUAUACAAGUACCAGGAGAAAAAAAAUUGGAACCGCGAAAAGGUGAGAAAAAUAGAAAGGGAUAUUUCUGGUCUGAGGUGGAGGGCCAAAUUAUACGAAGAAAAUAUUUCCUACGUGAAGAACAAGAUGGCACAGAUGAUGGGUCUACCUCGGGGGGGGACCGAUCGCCCAAGUGACCUGCAAAAGGAGUAUCAAAGGGAAGUUUCAAAUGCCGCUUGGGAGAAGUACAACUCGUUAAUGGACAUUUAUAAAGACAUCGUGGAGAUGCUCCGAGAAAGGGAAAAGAGUCUAACCAAAUUGAAGAAGGAAAACGAAAGGGAAGGCGAAAAAGAAGAAGCAGAAGAACAACCCGGCGUGGGUUACUACGGGGUAAGCAAGUACGCCUUUCUGAGAAAAUAUCAGGUGGAGGAUCUGAAUAUGUAUACCAUGUAUCAUGAGAAAAUUAUGAAAUACUUCCAGAAGCAAAACAGAUGCUGUGAUGCGUAUAUAAAGGAAAUGAAAAUCCACCUUCAGUUUUUCCCUCAAGUUUGUUGUUCCAAUGGAGGGGAAAGACACAAGGAGAAGAUGCUCAAGUACAUAUAUAUCAGCAUCACCGACCUGGUGACCGAUUUUAUACGAUGUGAAAAUAACACCAAUAGAUUGCUCACGGAUCUUAAAAAAGUAAAAGACACCCUACAAACAAUGAACACUGUUAAUGCGAAUCUACACAGAAAGCAGAGAACGUUCCACCUCAGUACCAAAUAUUUUUACAGGGAAAAAAAAGAGGGAAAUAUUUAUUUCUUCACAGAUAAAAUGGAAAAUAUAAAGACUUACAAAAUUUACAAACAACUUAUAGACAGUGUAAAUGAAGAUCUCAUGUUCGUCAUCGACAUCAUGGUGAGAAAAAUAGAAGAGCGGAAAGAGCUUCUACAACAAGUGGAAGAGAAGAUGCCUACCCUGCUGGACAUAAAACGGAUUCUCAAAACAGACAGCGAGAUUGCAUACAUUCAUGUUGAAACGUUAUGUACAAAUUUCUCUCAUGAAAAUAUGCUAAACUACGAUAAGGUAAACAAUUUGGGGAAAAACUUUAAAGAAAAAAUCGCCAUUUAUAAAAAUGUCCUGAAUAACAUCAGGUACUCCUUUGAGCACGAACCUCACGUGAGCAACGAUAAUAUGGCACUGUUUUACAACUUUGUGCACUACGAUCGUGAGGAGAAUACUGACGCGAUGCAGUUUGCGGAUGCGCUGUUGGCAUAUAACGAAGAGAGGAUUGAGAUGCCCCAUCGAGGGGAGGAGGAAAACAACACGGGAGGGAGGCCCCUUACCAAGUACCAGAAAAUCUGGAGGAAGCUAAACGCGCCCAAGGGGGGCGAUGGGGGGAUCGCCAAGGAAAGACAUGACGACACAGGUGAUGAUAGCGAUAGGGACCUUUACGACGACUGGGACGAUGAGGAGUGGGCCGAAGAUAGCCUGAAGGCUGCAGCGGACCGUGUGGAAAAGAACUGCGGAAAUAGGAAGUGCCCACCAAACUCCUUCUGCUUUAUUCAUGCGUUUAAUGAAGAAUGUUUUUGCCUCCUUAACUAUAACAUGGUGGGGGGGAAGUGUAUUAUAAAUGAACAGAAUUCUUGCGCGGUGAAAAACGGGGGGUGCGAUUUGAAGGCAACCUGCGAGUUGAAAAAAAAUAGGGUAAAUUGCAUUUGCCCCAUGGACACUAAGCCCAUGCAUGAGGGGGUCGUGUGCAGCUCUUCUUUCACCUCUUUAUUUUCGCAGGUGCUCCUUUUGUUCGCCAUCCUGGCGUUUGUCAUUGAGUAG